Messenger RNA from Panicum virgatum (switchgrass), 811 nucleotides. RefSeq names its product thioredoxin M2, chloroplastic-like. The coding region runs from base 81 to 638 and encodes 185 amino acids. Gene Ontology annotation, cellular component: cytoplasm. NCBI's taxonomy places the organism in Eukaryota, Viridiplantae, Streptophyta, Magnoliopsida, Poales, Poaceae. Gene Ontology annotation, molecular function: protein-disulfide reductase activity; oxidoreductase activity, acting on a sulfur group of donors, disulfide as acceptor. The record is from RefSeq and is a predicted model, not a curated record. The transcript has 2 exons.
CGCCGGUACCCCUGGCCCUGAUCCCUCCCCCCGCAUCGCACUCGGCGCCCGCACCCGACAACGCACGCGCCCGCACCACCAUGGCCGGCGCUGGCCUCGCCGUCUCCAUCCCCAUCGCCUCCCCUCCGCUCGCCCGCGCCUCCGCGCCCGCCUACCCCGCGCGCCGCGUCUGCGCGAUGCCGUCCUCCUCCAGCAGCGGCAGCAGCUUCAGAUCCUCGCCGCUCCGCGCGAUUGCCGGCUUCUCUGGGAACAGACAGCGCCCCCGCCGCGGCGCGUCCGUAGCGUGCGCCGUCCAGGGCCAGGACACGUCCAUCGAAGUCCCAGAUGUGACAAGGGCAACAUGGCAAUCGCUUGUGAUGGAAAGUGAGCUUCCUGUCCUUGUUGAGUUCUGGGCUUCGUGGUGCGGGCCAUGCAAAAUGAUAGAUCCAGUUGUUGGCAAGCUCUCGAAGGACAACGAGGGGAAGCUGAAAUGCUACAAGCUCAACACAGAUGAGAGCCCAGACAUAGCAAGCCAGUACGGGGUCCGGAGCAUCCCCACCAUGAUGAUAUUCAAGAACGGCGAGAAGAAGGAUUCGGUGAUCGGGGCUGUGCGUGAGAGCACACUGACCGCAUGCAUCGAUAAAUUUGUGGAGAGGUGAAAUGCCCAGCGGAUCUCUUGAAAGCGGCUGCCUUUCAAAAGCCUGUGUUCAGAUCAGUGGACCCGUACGCAGAAACAGUUCUAUAUACCUGGUUGUAGAUAUCGGAAUCACAUUCGAUUAUUGUUUGAUGAAGGCGGCAUGAGUUGCUUUCCGCCCUAGCCUGGUUUUAUUCU